CAGACCAAAGGACCAAAGGCAGGGAUUUACAGUCCGCUGUCGGAAUCGAAAUCGAAAUCGGUGGCAGAGAGUCCAAGUCCCAAGCCGCCCCUUUAAUGAAUAUGCAAAAACAAGUUUCUGCCAGUUACCCUCAACAGUAAGCCCUCAACAGUGGCCAAGUGCAAUUAAAGACUGGCAGCAACAGCAGCAGCAGAGGAGAAAUAUUAAAUACUAAAUGCCAGCAUCUGCUGAGCUCCUCGCCUGUUGCCACCGUUGAAGGCAGCCAUCACCAGGAGCAGUUCCCACGGGUGUCCCCAGUCAUCCGUCCACUUUUCGAGUGCGAACAGCAGUUAUCGGCAUGCCACGCCCCCAUGAGGCGUAGCAACAGGAGCUACAAGAAGAAGCGUAAAUAAAUAUGAUUAAGCUUAAGAAUAUAUAAUAAAAGAAGCGAGAGGAGAAGGCAAGGGGAAAGUUCAAAUGAAAUAACGCAAUAUAAAAACAUAAAUAACUGAGAAAAGUACCCCGAAGAAGAAGAGGAGCGAGAAGAAGAAGUGCAAGGAAGCACGCAACAGGGACGAAGGACGAAGAACGAAGGACCCAGGCCAAGAAGGUGAAGCAUAUACACUUGGCGGAUAGAGUCGCAGAGAAGAUUCCAAAAGGACACCGACUAGAAGAGACUACGGAGACAAUACGGAGCAGGAGCAGGACCUGCAGCAGAAGCAGGAGCAGGAGCAGGACUUGGAGCUGAAGCUGGAGCAGCAGCCGGACUAGAGAGAAUCGAGCUCAAUUACGCCGCCAAACUGUCGUGUCAGCAACAACGUGAAAUGUGCAAUUCCUGGCUGCUGCUCAUAAUUGCGCUCUCCGUUGUCGUCUGCCUGUGGAACUCGCAACAAACCGAAACAUCCAAAUCAUGCCCAGCCGAGUGCAUCUGCUUGUCCCAGACUCAAGUGCUCUGUAACACGGGCGGCCUCGAGCAGAUCCCACUGCGCCAGCUUCCGGCAACGGUGGAGAAUCUGGCGCUGACCAAGAACAACUUUCCCAUCAUCAAGCCGGAUUCAUUUGCCGGUUUGCGGGCUCUCAAGAAGCUCUCACUGGACGGUAACAACAUAACGCGUAUCAAGCAGUUUGCAUUCCGAGGGUUGCCCCGGCUGAAGGAGCUCUCCAUUCAGUAUACACCACUGCAGACGGUGGCUCAGUUCGCUUUUGCCGGUUUGCAGAAUCUCUCCACCAUCCUGCUGAGCCACAAUCAGAUCCAACGGAUCGAGGGUAAUGCCUUUGCAGGCACUUCAAACAUCAAGCUGAUCCUGUUGACCAACAAUCCGUUGAUUCGCAUCGAUAGCUCGGCAUUUUCCAGCCUCACGAACGUGGGACAUUUGAUCCUGCCAUCGGGUAUACGAAGCAUCGAGCAGGACGCCUUUUUCGGCAUGGACACUGUGGGUUUGCUGAAACUCGCCUAUAUGGAUCUCAAGGAGGUGGCACCCUUCACCUUCCGAGGUCUGUCCAAUGUCCUGCUGCUAACGCUGCAGGAAUCCGAUCUUGGGGUGAUCUGUGCAGAUGCCUUUACUGGCUUGACCCAGGUGGAAACACUGCAGGUGCUCAAUAACAAAAUCGAUUCAAUCGAGGAGCUUAACUUUACCAGCACAGCGGCCAUCAAGCAUUUGAAAUUCUUUGGCAACCAUGUCCUGGAGACGCCCGAUCCGAAUGCCAUCAUUGUGGAUGGCGUGGAGCAUUUGCAGCUGGUGAGCAAUCACUUUCCCUGCGGCUGUCACAUUCACACACUGCUCGAUGGACCCCUGGCCGAGGGAGCACACAAUUUGAGUGAUUUCCUGCAGAAGAACUACUGCAUCUCACCGCUGGAGGUUAAUGGUCGUGUGAUGUCCGAGCUGGAUAUUGACUCCAUUGGACGCUGUUCCGAUCAGUUGACCAAGGGUAACCUGGGCAGUUCGGCGGCAUCGCUGGCACUGGGCCUCAACUCGAUGCUUUUGAUAGCGGUGGCCAGUUGUGCGGAGUGGCGUCAUGUGAGACUCCUGGCCAACCGGCUGGCCCAGCUCCUGGGACAUGUGGCAUGGCGGCGUCGUCGGAAACGGCGUAAAGGCAACUAGGCGGCAAUUGCCGGAGGACCAACUCCAGAUAACUGCAGUCUGCAAGUCAAGAUCAUCAUGG
Molecule: messenger RNA, 2142 nt
Organism: Drosophila serrata
Lineage: Eukaryota; Metazoa; Arthropoda; Insecta; Diptera; Drosophilidae
Biological process (GO): axonogenesis; positive regulation of synapse assembly
Molecular function (GO): protein binding
Source: RefSeq, a predicted model, not a curated record